Adineta steineri is the source of this 1309-nucleotide messenger RNA. The record is from the annotation of a GenBank genome assembly. Lineage: Eukaryota; Metazoa; Rotifera; Eurotatoria; Adinetida; Adinetidae.
AUGAAUUUGGAAUGUUUACCCAAUGAAAUAUUACUUGAUCUUUUUGAAUAUUUCAAAAUUGAAGAUCUUUUUCAUACAUUUUACAAUGUUAAGUAUCGAUUUAAUAUUCUUCUUCUCAAACAUUUUCACUCAUAUCAUCUUGAUUUUCAAUCUGUAUCAAAAUCUGAUUUGCAUGUUAUAUGUACAAAAUAUCUUCCAUUAAUUCGAAAUCAAAUUAUUUCAUUACGUUUUUCUGAUGAUGAUAAUACACCAGUACAAUCAAAAUAUAUUCCAAUUUAUUUUCCAUCGUUUCUUCAACUUUCUCAUUUACGUGCACUUUCAUUCUAUUGUAUUAAUUCUUCAAAUCCCAUGGAAAGAUUAAUAAUUGAAUGGCAUCAAUUACCAUAUCUUACGAUUUUAAGUAUAAUUAAUUGUAGUUUUACAAUGAAAAUUGAUUUUCAUACGAUUAUUAAUAGUAUUUGGAGUCUUGAUCAUUUAGUAUAUUGUUAUUUAAAUGGUAUUUAUGGUACAUCGACAAGUUUUAUUGCACCGGAUGUCACAUCAUUAUCAAUACAAUAUUUAUUCUAUCAACGUGGUUCUAUGGAUUGGGAUGUAUUACCAAAAUUACUGAAAAAUACACCUUAUCUUCGAUCUUUAAACACAAAUAUUAUAGAUUAUUCUGAGCCUGAAAAAGAACUCUCAUCUUAUACCACUUUCACGUUAACUCGAUUGAACGUGUACAUGCGAGUUACGACAAAUACGUUAUCUUUUUGGAAAUAUUUACCAAAUUUAUCUCAUCUAACAGUUAGUAUGAAACAAUUUUAUCUUGAUGGAAAACAGUGGGAAUAUAUUAUUCGAACUUAUUUACCUAAAUUAAAAAUAUUUCGUCUAUAUAUGGACUUUGCAGCGGACGACUGUAACCAGAUAGAAAAAUAUGUUGAUAGAUUAUUGAAUUCAUUUCGAAGUUCAUUUUGGCUUGAGGAACAUCAAUGGUAUGUUCAAUGUCAUUGGGAGAAAAUGCCAGAAUCGAAGGGAUGGCCAGGAAUAGUAUUAACGACUUUACCUAGUUUGAGCAAUGAUUCAAGCGUUCUCGGUUCAAGUUGUUAUAGAUCAACUUGUCCUGAUGAUAAUGUCUAUAAUUCAUAUGAUCAUGUAGAUGUUCUGUCGUAUUCACGAUUUUUUCAUUUACAUUCAUUUUUAUUUCCAAAUCUUCAUCACUUAGAUCUUCAAGAUCCUGCUAACGAUGAACUCUGGUCACAUGUUUUCAAUUUGCAAAAACUACGAAUACUUACGUUUUAUGCAGAUAAACAAUAUGAUCAUCCUGAAAAUG